ACCCUCCUGAACGGACAAAACCCUCAAUGGCACCCUGCACCGAUCUCUCUUCUUCUUCCUCCACCACCACAACCACCGUAUCAACAACUCAAUCAAAACAUUCCUCCACUAUACAAUUACAACCCCCCUCUUGCAAGAAUAAUAAUAUUAACAACAAGAGACCACAUGAUCCAGAACAUGCAAGCGAUCACAAACAUCCAGUGUACCGUGGAGUCCGACAGCGGAGAUGGGGCAAAUGGGUAUCCGAGAUUCGACAACCUCGUCAGAAAACGCGUAUUUGGUUAGGUAGUUUUCCAACAGCUGAGAUGGCUGCUAGAGCUCAUGACGUUGCGGCUUUAUCUAUUAAAGGUAACUCUGCUGUUCUUAACUUCCCACAACUUAAAGACACUUUACCUCGUCCUGCUUCUCAUUCUCCACGUGAUGUUCAAGAAGCUGCUGCAAAAGCAGCCACCAUGGCCAUGCAUGAGUUGUCAACAAAUGAUCAGUCUGUUCAUGUGUUGUCUGGUGAUAAUAUUUCUAUUUCUAAUAUGGUUGAUGAGUUGGGGGAGAUCAUUGAGCUGCCUAGUUUGGAUGGGUGGUUUGAGUCGUCGUUAUUCACGGACGUUAUGGUGGAGACGGUCAUGGUGGAUGGGUGGAUGUAUCCGUCGUGGGUGGUGGCUGACGGUGAUGAUAUCAUUAGACCAGAUGACGUUAAUAUGAAAGAAUCCCUAUUAUGAAACGUAAGAUCUUAUUUUUAUAAAUAAGAUUAUGUUGUUUUUAAACCCUAAGUGUGCAAAUAGACAAUAGACAGCCUUGUGUGAACAGUGUGAACCUAUUAUAUAUGCUUGUUGACAAAUACGGUUAUAUUGUUUGAUUAUGUUCGAGAAAUAAGAAUUUGGAUUCUUCA
This is a messenger RNA of Helianthus annuus (common sunflower), 886 nucleotides long. Its product is annotated as ethylene-responsive transcription factor ERF039. Lineage: Eukaryota; Viridiplantae; Streptophyta; Magnoliopsida; Asterales; Asteraceae. The transcript has a single exon. The record is from RefSeq and is a predicted model, not a curated record. Gene Ontology annotation, biological process: regulation of DNA-templated transcription. The coding region runs from base 27 to 716 and encodes 229 amino acids. Gene Ontology annotation, molecular function: DNA binding; DNA-binding transcription factor activity.